UGCGCACUACAUUCGAGCGCUCGGAGCGAACACUCGGGCUCUGGUAGAAGCACUGCGGAAAGCUGCGGAACCAGGACUUGUGAUUGGCGGAGAAAGGCAGAGUCGAAAGAGUAUAGUCAGGAAACAGCUCGGAUUUCAGGGGGGAGUGACACUCGCGGGGUUGGAGGGAGAGUGAGUGGGGACGUAAGACGAGGAAAAAAGUCAGUAAACCUGACAAAGCGUCUGAGAACAGAACUCAGGAUUCUCGGAGGGGUAGACGAUCUGCCGUAAGGAAUCCUCGAAGUUUGUGGAUUCUGGGUUUGUUUAGGAGGACUUGUACUCGCUCUUUUGCCCAACACAUUUGUCUGUCCGAGGCUGCGUAUCUUCUCGUUUUAGAUGAAGCCUGCAGAACCAGGGAAUUUGACAACUUUUGGUGAUUGGUGAAGAGGAUAAAAAGUUCUGCGGACGUAUGUGUUUUCAAACUGUCUGGGAUUUACACAACAUAACAGGAUUCAUGCGGCACACUGAUCAUGAGAGGGUUUCGGAAUUCCUGCGUUGUUCUGUCGUGAUUUGAGGCGUUCAACUCCGCGGAUUUUUUGGGAGUUAAGAAUUCGUUGCUUGGCAUUUUUGUUGCAGUUGGGGAGACGUCGCCCCGUCGGGACUACACACAUUCUUCUUGCGAUCCGGCCCAUGCACUCGCCUGGCUCCCUCAGUGCAUGCGGAUCGCGUCCCGAAAGUGUUUGGUCCGCCGAGUCCAGGUGAUUGGAGGAAAUUCCUGUGAGUGACAGGCCAGACCUCCUGCAGUUCAUGUUCGGGUGGAGUUCCUCAGAUGGGAUCAGUGUCCAGGGGGAGGCCGAAGAGGGGGUCAUGGGUAGACGCACCCUCCAUUAACGGGAUGUCCGCCGGAUGGGUGUGGUUGCUGGCAGUGCUCCUCCUGUCCCUGGGCACCGGCUCCAUGGCACGGCCGCCCUUCCACGCGGCAGAGGAAGAGGAGGCCACGCUGGAGCCUGAAGAGACACCGACCAAAUACCAAAUCUCUAAGCAGCCCACGCUGUGCUCGGUGCCACCGGGCGAGUUUCUGCGCCUGCACUGCCCGCUGCCCGAGGCCGCUGCCGGCCACAUCUCCUGGACCAAAGACGGCGCGGCGCUGGGGCCGGACAACCGCACGGUCAUCCAGCAGGAGCUGCUGCAGAUCCGCGACGCGGCACCCGCCGACUCGGGCAUGUACGCGUGCAGCGCGCUCGGGGUGCAGGGCGGCCAGACGCUCUGCUUCAUAGUGAACGUGACAGAUGCCAUUUCGUCGGGCGAUGACGAGGAUGACACGGAACGCUCGGAAGAUGUGGCCGUGGACGGAGAACAGAUGCGAGCGCCCGCUUGGACGAUGCCGGAGAAGAUGGAGAAGAAGCUGCACGCGGUGCCGGCGGCCAACACGGUCAAGUUCCGCUGCGCGGCGGAAGGGAACCCCCGGCCCAAGAUGCGCUGGCUGAAGAACGGCAGACCGUUUCGUCAGGAGGACCGCAUGGGCGGAUAUAAGGUGCGCCAGCAGCAUUGGACGCUGAUCAUGGAGAGUGUGGUGCCGUCGGACAAGGGCAACUACACCUGCCUGGUGGAGAACGAGUACGGCGGCAUCAACCACACGUACACGCUGGAUGUGGUCGAACGUUCCCCUCACCGGCCCAUCCUUCAGGCGGGCCUGCCAGCAAACAUCACGGUGCAGGUGGGCCAGGACGCCAAGUUUGUCUGCAAGGUCUACAGCGACGCCCAGCCACACAUCCAGUGGCUGCAGCACAUCACCAAGAACGGCAGCCGCUACGGCCCCGACGGACACCCUUACGUCCGGGUCCUCAAGCGCUCGGGCAUUAACAGCUCGGACGUGGAGUCCCUCACAGUCUUCAACGUGACGGAGAUGGACGCUGGCCAGUACACCUGUAAAGUCUCCAAUUACAUAGGCGAGGUCAACCAGUCGGGCUGGCUGACCGUCAUCCCAGUCACCAAGGAGCCGGCUCAACCUGUGUUCCCGCCCGACUACGUGGAGAUCGCCAUCUACUGCAUCGGCGUCUUCCUCAUCGCCUGCAUGGUGGUGAUCGUGCUGGUGUGCCGCAUGCGCACGUCCACCAAGAAGCCCGACUUCGGCGGUCAGCCAGCGGUCCACAAGCUCAGCAAACAGAUUCCCCUGCGUCGCCAGGUGUCGUCGGACUCUAGCUCGUCGAUGAGCUCUAGUACGCCGCUUGUGCGCAUCACCACGCGACGGAGCUCCGCACACGACGACCCCAUACCUGAGUAUGACCUCCCCGAGGACCCGCGCUGGGAGUUCUCCAGAGACAAACUCACGCUGGGCAAGCCCUUGGGGGAGGGCUGCUUUGGCCAGGUAGUCAUGGCCGAGGCUUUGGGCAUUGAUAAGGACAAACCCAAGGAGGCCGUCACUGUGGCUGUGAAGAUGCUCAAAGAUGACGCCACAGAGAAGGACUUAUCAGACCUGGUGUCAGAGAUGGAGAUGAUGAAGAUGAUCGGGAAACACAAGAACAUCAUUAACUUGCUGGGGGCAUGCACGCAAGAUGGCCCUCUCUAUGUGAUAGUGGAGUACGCGUCGAAGGGCAAUCUGCGGGAGUACCUGCGGGCGAGGCGGCCUCCGGGGAUGGAGUACUCGUACGACAUCGCCCGCGUCUCUGACGAGCAGCUUACCUUCAAGGACCUGGUGUCCUGCACCUACCAGGUGGCACGAGGCAUGGAGUACCUGGCCUCGCAAAAGUGCAUACACAGGGACCUGGCAGCCCGGAACGUUCUAGUCACCGAGAGCAACGUGAUGAAGAUCGCCGACUUCGGCCUGGCCAGAGACGUGCACAACAUCGAUUAUUACAAAAAGACCACCAACGGUCUCCCUGUGAAAUGGAUGGCUCCGGAGGCACUGUUCGACCGGGUCUACACACACCAGAGUGAUGUCUGGUCGUUUGGGGUGCUCAUGUGGGAGAUCUUCACCUUGGGGGGGUCGCCGUACCCGGGCAUCCCUGUGGAGGAGUUGUUCAAGCUGCUGAAAGAGGGCCACCGCAUGGACAAGCCCGGCAACUGCACCAACGAACUGUACAUGAUGAUGAAAGACUGUUGGCAUGCCAUCUCCUCCCAGAGGCCCACCUUUAAGCAGCUGGUGGAGGACCUGGACCGGAUCCUCACCCUAGCAACCAACGAGGAGUAUCUGGACCUGCGCGCUCCUCCCGAGCAGUACUCGCCCAGCUUCCCAGACACACACAGCUCCUGCUCGUCCGGGGACGACUCGGUCUUCUCCCACGACCCGCUGCCGGAUGAGCCCUGCCUGCCCAAGUACCAGCACAUCAGCUCCAAGACAUGAGGGCGCCCCCUGCAGGAGGAAAUGACAGCGGG
This is a messenger RNA of Alosa alosa (allis shad), 3354 nucleotides long. RefSeq names its product fibroblast growth factor receptor 2 (gene fgfr2). Lineage: Eukaryota; Metazoa; Chordata; Actinopteri; Clupeiformes; Clupeidae. Gene Ontology annotation, biological process: multicellular organism development; protein phosphorylation; positive regulation of cell population proliferation. Gene Ontology annotation, cellular component: signaling receptor complex; membrane. Bases 809 to 3322 code for a protein of 837 amino acids. The record is from RefSeq and is a predicted model, not a curated record. Gene Ontology annotation, molecular function: fibroblast growth factor receptor activity; ATP binding; fibroblast growth factor binding. The transcript is spliced from 18 exons.